AGGAUAGAGGAGUGCCGCCACACAGGUGGGACCUAAGGCUCUCCUGGCCAGAAGAAUUCCUACUUCCCGGCACCAUUUGAAGGGACACCAGCGAUCCUGUGGCCUUGUGUGAGGACGUCACGCCGUUACACAGCAUGGAGUUGCUACAGGAACCCCUGACAUUUCACGAUGUGGCCGUGGACUUCACCUGGGAGGAGUGGCAGCUCCUGGACCCUGAGCAGAAGGACCUGUACAUGGACGUGAUGUUGGAGACCUACAGCCACCUGGUGUCCGUGGGUUGUGAGGCCAGCAAACCUGACAUACUUUCCAGGUUAGAUCACGGAGAAGCACCAUGGACAGUGGCAGGUGAACUCCUCUGUGGGGCCCGUUCAGAAAUUUGGAAACGUGAUGAUCAUCUGCCAAAACACUUACAAAAUGAAAGCCUAGAACAAUGGCAUAAAUGUAACACAUGUGAAAAUACUGUCCAUCAGAGCAUAAACCAUGCUCUGUUACCACAAAACCAUUUGUUUAAUGUACUUAAAAAAAGUAUAAAAUCAGAUUUAUCUUUACUCAACCAGAGAAGAAACUAUGAAAUCACCUUGCCUAUUGAGCUUACUGAAGUUGGAAAAUCCUUUCUCCAAGCCAACAGUGAAAAAUUUCAGGCUGAAGUGAAAUUUCAGGAAAGCCAAAAACUCAACAGCACUAAGUCGCAACCCAUCAAACCUCUGAAAAGAGAGAAGGCUCACGUAAUGGGUGACGGUGGGAAAGCCUUCAAAAAGAGGAUUUGUCUCACUGAUCAUCACAUCAUUCAUACAGGUGAGAAGCCACGUCAGUGUAGUGAAUAUGGGAAAGCGUUCACAAUCUUCAUGCUCACUGAACAGCAGAGAACACACGCAAGAGAGAAACCCUUCUUCAUAUGCAGUAACUGUGGAAAAGGCUUCCUCCAGAAUCGCGACCUCAUUGUACACAGGCGAAUUCACAGAGGGCCAAAGCCGUGUAUAUGCGACGAAUGUGGAAAAGGCUUCGUGAAUAAGAGCAAUCUCACUGUACACAGGCGAAUUCACACGGGGGAGAAGCCUUAUGUAUGCCACGAAUGUGGAAAAGGCUUCAUCCAGAAGGGCGAUCUCAUAGCACAUCAGAGGUUUCACACAGGAAAGACGCCCUUUGUGUGCAAUGAGUGUGGGAAAUUCUUUGCCCGGUCCUUUGGUCUCAUUAAACAUCAAAGAAUUCACACUGGAGAGAGACCCUAUUCCUGCAGCACGUGUGGGCAAGCUUUUGCCUACAUGCCGACCCUUGUGAGACAUGAGAAAAGACACCUAAGAAGAAAACAUGAUAGUUCAGUCAAGGCGACAUGUCCUGGCUCAGAGAGUCCCAGCUCAUCACAGACCAGUGUUGUCCUUCAGGAGAUAAACCUUAUUAAUACAGUGACUAUGCAGGUGCCUACUGUGGUCCCUCAGACAGUAUUAAACAUGAGUGGGCCUCUAGCAAACAGGAAUGUAGUCAUCGUGGCCCAGCCUGCGGCCAGAGGUGCGCCCUCAGGAGGACUUGCACACGACAGCAACCUUCUGAAUGCAGUGAGUGUGGUCUCACCAUCAGUGAUCAAUUACGUGUUACUUUAUGUCACAGGAAACCAAUAGGAGACUUUCUGUGUGCAAAGAUUUGAUCAAAAAAUUCCAGUUCAGAUUAUUGUUGAAAAGUAUAUCCUGAGAGAAAUCGUAUAAAUGCUGAAACUGGGAAGUUGUGAGAGUCUCCUGCUGUUAAAUAUAUGAAUUGAUACUCAUGCUGAGGCCACAAUUUCCCUUCUCAAAUCUCACUCCAUCCUUGUAUCCUGAAGGAGUGGUCACCAUGCCUUCUCUAUAGGGCAGCUGAUCCAAUCUCUUCCACGCCAAGUCUGGUCAAGUGAUGUGCAGAAAACACAAAGGUCCCUCUAUUGGCUGUCUUGUCCAGAUGAUGGUCUGCAGCUCCCAGAUCUGCUCACUCAUGGGAAGCAGCUUAAGCUGAGCCCCCGAUAUGAAAGAAGAGUUGGCUGUCACUUAGGAGGGAGUCGAGGGUGGGUGAGUCAUAGUUGCCACUGUCAGCAUCUCAGGAUCCAGGCUGGCGCUAGCACUGCCUCAGGCCUGAGGAUGCCCCUCUGCCAAUAUGUUGCUCUCCUGGUUGCUCCCACCUCCUUGGAGCCUCUAGCCUUGGUUGCCCUCACACCCCCUGAUCUUCCAUUGGUUCCCAUUGGCGACUAAAUUUU
Myotis daubentonii (Daubenton's bat) is the source of this 2218-nucleotide messenger RNA. Its product is annotated as zinc finger protein 350-like. NCBI's taxonomy places the organism in Eukaryota, Metazoa, Chordata, Mammalia, Chiroptera, Vespertilionidae. Gene Ontology annotation, biological process: regulation of transcription by RNA polymerase II. Gene Ontology annotation, cellular component: transcription regulator complex; chromatin; PcG protein complex. The record is from RefSeq and is a predicted model, not a curated record. Gene Ontology annotation, molecular function: DNA-binding transcription factor activity, RNA polymerase II-specific; RNA polymerase II cis-regulatory region sequence-specific DNA binding.